Ustilago hordei is the source of this 4323-nucleotide messenger RNA. RefSeq lists its product as uncharacterized. Gene Ontology annotation, cellular component: plasma membrane. Lineage: Eukaryota; Fungi; Basidiomycota; Ustilaginomycetes; Ustilaginales; Ustilaginaceae. Bases 1 to 4323 code for a protein of 1440 amino acids. The record is from RefSeq and is a predicted model, not a curated record. Gene Ontology annotation, molecular function: magnesium ion transmembrane transporter activity. Gene Ontology annotation, biological process: magnesium ion transmembrane transport; intracellular magnesium ion homeostasis. The transcript has a single exon.
AUGUCUCCUCCGGCUCCUCCACCGCUGAGCUUAGAUGGCCCUGACCGCGUGUCACCGAGCUCGUCAAGAAAUGUCAACGACAGCGUACCGGAUGCUAAUCCUGCACCAGGCUCGACACAAGACCAAACUCCAGCCGACGAUGAGGUCGAAGCCGCAACUUUAGACCUCGCAGAGCCAGCACUACCUCCUGCUGUUCGCUUGCCAAUAGAUCUCCCACCUCCACCACGUAGGCCAGCCAAUCGAGAGGAUGCUAUGAUGGACGAUGCUUUGCGAUCUCUCCCGCCAGCUGCAGAACGUCAACAAUACCGUCAGCGUGCACCUGCUACCGUGCUCUCCGUAUUCAACGCUUCCAUCUUUACUGCCGGCCCGCCCACCUCCUCUUCUCAGCAUGCCCAGUCGUCCACCUAUCCACCUCCUGCUCCGGGUUCGAUCUCUGCUCCACCUCAUCUGCAUCGAACAAUCACUUCUUCCAGUACCAGAAGCAUGCGCUCCGCUGACAGCAGCUCGCAAACUUCGCACCGUCAUCAAAGGCCCAACCCGCUUCGAAAUGCGUUCAGCAGAGUCGCCAGUCUGGCCGGCCCUUCUACUUCAGCACCCAAUACGAAUCCCACGUCACCUGCGCUCAACGCUCGACGUUCCUCCAUGUUUCAUGCUUCGUCCGUGCAAAAGUCCAAGGAGGCGCGCAGAGCCGCUCGACGAGAAGCGAGAAGAGCAGAAAGACGCGCACGCCGAGAACGAGAGGCUGAUCCGCAUCUUGCCGAUAACGAACAUGACCACUUCCAAGAUCGCACGCCUGCUACCUCAUCCAGGGCGGCGCAGCUUGGCGACGAAAUCAUCGAGCUUCCCGCAGAGCCUCCCCUCGACGUCCCAGAAGCAAACGCCCCCACCGCAGACGCGCUUGCCUUGGCUUCCAAAGUCGGACGCAAGCCCAAGCGAAAGCUUCAGUUCGCUCCAGAUCAGAGGCGCAUUCGCAAAGUCGACCUACCACCAAGCUUUGAAGCCGAAGAUACCUACAGAAAUCUCGACGAAUACGUUGCAGCCUCCCGCACCCGCCGUCGCACGCAACGAGGUCGUCGAAGCAGAGCCUCACGCAGAUCCCGCUCACGUCGCGGCUCUCGUAGUAGCCGCGGCAGUCGUAGUUCGGCACGCAGCAGUGCGGAUUCAAGCAGCUCAAGCAGUUCCUCUUCCUCCUCUUCCUCGUCAUCUUCGUCCAGCUCAUCAAGCUCCUCUAGCUCCAGCUCCGGUCGUGGUAUCACCAUUGCCCGUCUACGUGCCUUCUUCGGCGAUGGUUCCAGCUCUUCAUCUAGCUCAAGCUCGGGCAGUUCUUCUUCUGGCUCGUCGUCUUCCUCGUCUUCCUCAUCAUCCUCGUCCGACAACGAGUCGAUAACAACCGAUGGCACGAGGUCCAGGCGUUCUUCUCGUCGCCUCUCGCUUUCAGGCAAGCGAGCCAAGUCUCGUCGUAGCAGAGGGACACGCUCAAGGGGUGAUCAGUCCGACGCAAGUGAUCUACCCGGUUCGCCCAUCUCCAGCCGCAGAGGUCCCCUCACUCCUUACUUUGGCCCUCUGUCAGACUUUCCUCUCGGUAAGAAAGCUACGGGAAGGCGACAGAACAAGAAGGCGAGACAGGCUGCAAAGCGUGCCAAGAAGCGCGAAGAGGAGCUCAUUCGCCAGGGUCGACUGCCCCCUAAACCAAGUCGAAGCGCUCGUGCAAAAGCAUUGCGCGCAAAGGAGCUGGCAGGAGGCAUUACCGAGUAUCAGCUCUUCACACCCAUGCGCCUACCCAUGGACUUAGCAUGCACGACCCUCCCUACUCUAGAAGCUACUCCGGAUCCGCAGGUUGGCACUUCGGCUGUGCUCAAGAAGACGAUGAGAACUCAGAGCUGGGACCAGGUCCGCAAUCAGCUUUACGUGCUUCGCAACUAUCUGCGACAAGUUGACUCACAAGGUGGUGACAUCAGUCUCGACCCGCGAGCGGCUUAUCCGGCACUGCACCGUCAUCACAGACACGCGGCGAAAGCUGCCGCCGAGAAAGCAUCUCAUCAUCGAGCCAAGAGGGCGCAAGCCAGAGAUGCCAAGGCCACGCGUCACACUGAAAAGACCUCGAUACCUGAACCCGUCCCAGAAGCCGCACAAGAAGGGCUUGACUUCUUUGGUGGUGAUCUGGCCUUGCCUCCUCCUGCUCUUGACCUGCCUGAAGGGUCAACAGAGCCAGCUGCCGUAUCCCAAACUGCAGAGCCCGCAAGCGCGGCAGUCUCUACGAAUGGCUCCUCACCUGUAAAAGAGCAACCGCAGCCAACAUACUACAGCUUCAACCAGAGCCUUCCGACUGACCAGGAUGAGGAGACACGAACGGGUCGUCACUUGUCUGACAUGCCCCUGAGUCCCAACUAUGCGACUGCGUUCGGCAUGAACUUCGGUCGGGCACCGCCUUCCUUCUCGCCCGCUCGAAGCUCUGGGAAGAAGGAUGGAGAGCAGACUUUGAAAGAUCCACCAUCCGCUGGUGCGGGCGAAAGCCAGUUCAACUUCAGCAAGACACCUUCAGACGGGAAUCAGAGCAAGGCUGCCGCCUCAGCGACAACAGCCGACCAUUCAGACGAAGGUGCAUGGUGGCUCCACGUGCACUGUCCUACCUACAAGGACAUGCACGAGAUCUCCAAACUUUUUCCGAUGCACCCGCUUACGGUUGAGGACGUGUUGCAGCAAGAUCCGCGCGAAAAGGUCGACGUUUUUGACCGGCUCGGAUACUACUUUGUUGUGAUCCGAGCUAUCGAUGAGCGAUACUUCCGAUACACGUCGACAACGACAAAGAGUUCGCCCGGCUCACCGAACUACACGGGAUCUUCGACUUCCAAUGUCACUGUGCAGGGUGAGGCCGAGUCAAAGACCAAAAGGAGCGAAGACACGAACUCAAAAGAGGAGAGCAUCGAGAUGCACGAGAUCACUGGUACAGAAAAAGUCUCCGGCGCCCGAGAUGCCGAGACAAAAGAACGGAAUGAUGGCCACAAUGCACGCUUGGCGGCCCCAGCUCGCCUUGGCAAGGGUCGAGUCGAAAUCGUCGAAGGUAUUGGAGGUAAAGAAGGUCUAGAAGGUGUCAGCGUUGGUGCCAAUAACCUUUACCUUCUUGUUUUCUCUCACGGUGUCAUCUCCUUCGCUUUCGAAGACGUCAGCAAGCACAUUGAUCGUGUAGCUGCUCGUCUUCUCGAGAUCACGCGCCCUGUCGAGUUGACAGCUGACUGGGUUGCUCACGAUCUGUACGAUUCCGUCGUCGACGCUUUCUUCCCGCUCAUCUCUUUCGUCCAGUCUGAAGUUGUUGAAGUGGAAGAGUUGGCUAGCGAACACCCAACCCUGAAUAGCCGUCGCAAUCGUCGCAAGCUCAAUAACUUUGCUCCCAAGCAAAGACGUCAGCGUGCCCUUCUCGGCUCCAAUCCCGAAGGCCGACUGAUCAGUGUAGAGCCUGUGUCUGUCGGGUCUUUUCCAAAGUCGUCUGAAGUGGAGAAAAGGACGCCGAUGCUAGAAGUGCGACGACUGAAGACAGUGCGAGCAUUGCAUUUGCUACCCGUUCUCCAUUUACCCGAUCGCCUUCUGGACCGUCUGCCUCGAUUCUUUGUCAAGCAGAAGCAGAAAGUGACCAUCUCCCGUCUGCCCGAAUGGGAAUUCAAAGACUCUCUCGAAGCAGAAAUGCGACGCACUGCUGCCGAAAUCGACGAAGCCAGCAACUCCAUUUUUGACACACAAGCAGCCGCCGAUCAAUCCAUCAUGCUUCACCGUAUCGCCGACACUCGUAAGAUUGUCACUGGUCUCUCGCGUCUUCUCGGACCCAAAAACGACGCCGUCAAAGGUCUCCGAAAACGUCUCACAGACAUGCAGCAACUUCAGCGACAACAAGAAGCUCUACUACGUAUUGGUGGGAACGCAAGAAACAUGUUGGCAAGAACAGAAGUAUCUAUGUACAUGUCCGAUGUACACGAUCACAUCAUCUCAAUGCUCAACCAGCUUAAUUCUGGCGAAGGAAGGUUGUCGGAGAUUCACCAUACGUAUUUGGCGCAGAUUACGAUAGAGAAUCAAAAGUUCAGACACGGGGCGGAUUCGGCGAUUCUCUUGCUGGCAACGAUCGGUUUGUCAGUGUUUAUUGCAGUGUUCAUGACGAGUAUUUUCAGUGUCAACGUGAAUAGGCCAGGGAACAGGUUGGAGUCGAAGGAAUAUGCUUGGUUCAUCGGGAUUGCUUUGACCGCUGUGGUGGUGCCAAUGGUGGUUUAUGCGUAUGUAAAGUAUUUGUGGAAGAUGAGUAAGAGGGGGGUGGCGAAGAGAAGAGCUGCUCGUUAG